This is a messenger RNA of Staurois parvus, 346 nucleotides long. The record is from the annotation of a GenBank genome assembly. Lineage: Eukaryota; Metazoa; Chordata; Amphibia; Anura; Ranidae.
UCAUGCUGCUGCCAGGUCCAGAGUCUGUCAUGGGUCCCUGUACGGCCUCCCAUUGCUGCUGUCUCCAUCGCCACACUCUGCCAUGUGCCACUUUCAGGUCUCCUCACACUGCUGGUGUGUUCAAUUUUUUGACAUAGGGUGCUGGCAGAUUACGGGCCUCCCAUAGCUGCUGCCAGGCCCCUAAUCUGCCAUGGGCCCCUAUAUACCGCCUCCUCAUGCUGCUGCCAGGUCCAGAGUCUGUCAUGGGUCCCUGUACGGCCUCCCAUUGCUGCUGUCUCCAUCGCCACACUCUGCCAUGUGCCACUUUCAGGUCUCCUCACACUGCUGGUGUGUUGAAUUUUUUGAC